AUUGGUUGAAUUGUUGUAGAGACAACACCGAUUGAUAGCAACGUUUCGUUCCAUUCCUAUUUAAUUUCCAAUAAAAUGUAAAUAUUUAUCAACUUAAACUUUGAAUAACUUCAAAAGACGAAAGGUAAAACUUUCCUUUUCGUUCAAUUUGGAUUAACAGAAACAAAAAGUCGAUCUUUUUCGUCUUUCAUUCAAUUUCUUUGCAAAAUUUCGCGCGUAGAAAAACUUGGUUUGAUUUGCAGAACAAUCGUCAAAGAUUUGCAUGAAACGAUAAAAAUCGUAAACUAAAACCGAAACUAAAGUGAAAAAUAGAGCAAAUUUGAAGACAAUAUCAUCAUUUGUGAUACAUUUACUUGUGAAUUGUGAUUUCGUUAAGUUAGUGUUUAAUUAAAGUGAUUAAUUUUGUGUCAAUAAACUUGUCACCAUGUUUAAUGUGUGUUUAAAAGACAAUAACAACGGAUAAAAAAACUUGACGAAAUAAUUUAAUUGUGAAAACUGUUGAAAAUCUGAACAGAAUUUCAAUGCCUGUUACAGAUUAUCUCAACUUGAUUUCAUCCGCAAUAACUUGGAGUGAUGUAAACAGUGUAAAAUCAUCUUCACCUUCACCUUCAUCAACCCUAAUCUCAACCUCAUCAGUGGCCUCAUCCACCUCAUCAUCAGCGUCACCAUUGCUCUCUUCAACUGCCUCUUCAAUAAUCACAUUUACACCAAGUCUGUCUUCACUGAUCACAGCCAAUUCACACACUUCCCUCUACCUACUAAACUAUCACAACGAGUCAAUCAUAGCCAUCAACGGUACCUCAUCCUCACCUGGGUCACCCUUACCCAGUCCAUCAGCCUCUCACUCAACAGGCAGUUCAACAGGCAGUCCCACAUCAAGCUACCUUUCACCUUCCUCUCUCUCAACCCACUCACCUACAUCAUCACCCUUUCUCCCUGGACUUUACAAUGACUCCGAGUCUACACUCUUUUUCAAUAUCACCACCAACGGUACCCUUUAUGAUAGUCAAGAUGAAGCCUCUUACCGUUCCCUAAUCUUUACCCUAAUAACCUCCCUGACCCUUGGAGCUCUCAUACUUUCCACUGUUAUUGGUAACCUGUUUGUUAUGGUUGCCAUCUGGAUUGACCGUAACCUUCAAAAUAUUCAAAAUUAUCUUGUUGCCUCAUUGGCAGCAGCCGAUUUCAUGGUUGCCUGCCUGGUAAUGCCUUUAGGUGCCCUCUAUGAGGUUCAAGGGGAAUGGUCACUGGGUUCAUUAUUAUGUGACAUUUGGACCUCGGCUGACGUUCUUUGUUGUACAGCUUCGAUACUUCACCUUGUUGCCAUUGCUCUUGACAGGUACUGGGCUGUCAACUCUGUAACUUACAUGCAUUCCCGGUCACCAACCAAAAUAUGUUCAAUUAUACUCUCCGUUUGGUCAGUGGCUAUCGUCUCCAUUGGCCCUAUCCUGGGCUGGAAAGAUCCCGACUAUGAACGAAGAGUAACCAUUGAGAAACGUUGCCUAAUCUCACAACACAUGGGAUACCAAAUAUUUGCCACAAUAUCAACCUUUUACGGACCCUUAAUGGUCAUCUUAUUUCUUUACUGGAGAAUAUACAAGAUUGCCAGAAGACGAGUUAAAAAUCGACCUGGAAACAAGUCGGUUGUUCAUGUGAAAGCAGAUGAAAGCCUUCGAAGUACAUCCAAUGGUAAACCCUUGGCCUUGGUUGAAACUGAAUAUCGGUCAACAGGAGGCAACAAUUUACCAAUUAAACCACUAAUCAUUGAAGAGUCUCGCUAUUCGAGGAGCGAUGAGAAAGAGACGAGUUCACUUGAACGUGGAGUUGGAGGCAUCAGUGAGGUUGGUGUUGUUGUUGGUGGUGAUAAUUCCGAUAGUUCAUUUAAUAUGGCUCAAGUACCAAGCUGUGAUAAAAAGGGAACAUCAACAGUCCUUGGAAUAGAUAAAGCACUUCGACUGAGAAAUAAAAAGGAUUCAUCAAACAGUAAACGAGAGGGUAAAACAGCCAAGAUUCUGGCCAUUAUAACGGGAAUUUUCAUCGUCUGUUGGUUACCCUUUUUUGUUCACGCACUAGUAACAGCUCUUUGUGGUGAAGCGUGUGAAGCUGCGCCGCCUUUGUACAGCAUAUUCCUAUGGCUUGGUUAUGCCAAUUCACUGCUUAACCCUGUAAUAUAUACAAUAUUUAGUCGGGAUUUUCGUAAUGCUUUUAGAAGAAUCCUGUUUGGUGCUAAUCCAAAUCGAAUGUGA
This is a messenger RNA of Tetranychus urticae (two-spotted spider mite), 2243 nucleotides long. Its product is annotated as 5-hydroxytryptamine receptor-like. Gene Ontology annotation, biological process: adenylate cyclase-activating adrenergic receptor signaling pathway; positive regulation of MAPK cascade. The record is from RefSeq and is a predicted model, not a curated record. Gene Ontology annotation, cellular component: plasma membrane. NCBI's taxonomy places the organism in Eukaryota, Metazoa, Arthropoda, Arachnida, Trombidiformes, Tetranychidae. Gene Ontology annotation, molecular function: G protein-coupled receptor activity.